Sebastes umbrosus (honeycomb rockfish) is the source of this 9484-nucleotide messenger RNA. It is a transcript of the gene atp2b3b, whose product is annotated as ATPase plasma membrane Ca2+ transporting 3b. The record is from RefSeq and is a predicted model, not a curated record. Gene Ontology annotation, biological process: regulation of cytosolic calcium ion concentration; calcium ion transmembrane transport. Gene Ontology annotation, cellular component: membrane; intracellular membrane-bounded organelle. Gene Ontology annotation, molecular function: ATP binding; ATP hydrolysis activity; PDZ domain binding. The transcript is spliced from 26 exons. NCBI's taxonomy places the organism in Eukaryota, Metazoa, Chordata, Actinopteri, Perciformes, Sebastidae. The coding region runs from base 1001 to 4981 and encodes 1326 amino acids.
UCUCCUCUCUCUCUCUCUCUCUCUCUCCCUCUCUCUCGCGCCGCAGCAGAACUCCGCCGACCGACCGUCAGGUGACCGGAGAGCGCGCGGAGCAGCGGAAUAUCUCAUCAGCACCGUCGUCGUCCUCUUUCAUCCCUCCACUCCUCUUCGGACUCCAGGCUACCGGAGGAGCUGCCGCAGCACCCGGUCCUCCCGGUCUCCCCCCGCCGUCACCACCACCACCACCACCCCCCUCCCGUGUUGUAUAUUAGAGCUCUACUCUCAUCCGGUUUGGGGACAUUUCUCUCUCUCUCUCUCUCUCUCUCUCUCUCUGCUCCUCCACGCGCACACAACGCAGAUUAACGGGGAUUCUGCCUCCCCGGCUCGCGCGCUGAUGCUGAUGUCCUUGAGCUCGGCCUGCACGGUCCUGGUGGUGCAGCAGUAGCUACCUCUAAACUGGAUCCACUUCCUGUCUCUGGUUUAUCAGCCGCCUUUGCCUUGCUCGCCCCUCUCUCCAUCCGUCCGUCAUCCCUCCAUCCCCGUCUGUAAGUCUGUCAGCCCGUCCGUCUGUCUGUCCAUGGACUGGCCGUGACCCUGGAGGGAGGGGGACAGAAACGAGGAAAGAGCGGAGUCGCAGAGGAGACGAAGGAAAAGAAAGCUGGAUUCAUUCAGACCCCACGCUUCUGAAGUGCCCCCACUUGCUGUCCUUGAUCCCCCUCACCCUCCUCCUCCUCCUGUUAUGGAGAAUUAAAGGAGCAGUGGGAGGCUAGGCCAAGAUAGUGAGGAGAAAAAAACAAAAACAAACAACCAACGCCCCCUUCAUUGCCCUAAAUGAAAUUUAAAAAAGGGUUUAGGUGUAUGAUUAUAUUAACACAUUUUCAAGUAAGAAAUCAAGACUGAACCAAGAUUCUCACUGUUGAGCACAUGAACAACCCUCCACCAACCAAACGAAAGGGGAACUGAGUUGAGGACAGACUACAGAGCGAAGGGAGGACCAAAACAGAAGAAAAAUCUUACUGACAUGUCAACAACAGCCACUAUGGGUGAAAUGGCAAACAGUGCAGUGGAGUUUUAUCCCAAAGGGACGCGAGGAGCAAGGGCAGACGGCAGCCAAGCAGGGGGAGAAUUUGGGGUCACGGCGUUGGAGCUCACGGAGCUGAUGGAGCUCCGAGGGACCGAUGCCCUGCAGAAAAUCCAGGAGAGCUACGGAGACACAGAGGGACUCUGCCAGAGACUACAGUCCCACACCUCUGAAGGUCUCAGUGGAGACCCAGCAGACAUGGAGCGUCGGUACACAGCGUUCGGCCAAAACUUCAUCCCCCCGAAGAAGGCCAAGACUUUCCUGGAACUUGUGUGGGAGGCCUUACAGGACGUCACGCUCAUCAUCUUGGAGGCCGCCGCCAUCAUCUCCCUCGGCCUCUCUUUCUACCAGCCUCCUGGAGAGGACAGCGAAGCAUGUGGUGACUUGUCGGGGUCUGCAGAGGAUGAAGGCGAGGGUGACACCGGCUGGAUCGAGGGUGCAGCCAUCCUGCUUUCUGUUGUGUGUGUCGUCCUGGUGACGGCGUUUAAUGACUGGUCCAAAGAGAAGCAGUUCCGGGGUCUACAGAGUCGAAUUGAACAAGAACAGAAGUUCACUGUCGUGCGCAAAGGAAAUGUCAUCCAGAUCCCCGUGGCUGACAUGGUGGUGGGGGACAUGGCCCAGGUCAAAUACGGGGACCUGCUGCCAGCUGAUGGUAUCUUGAUCCAAGGCAACGAUCUGAAGAUAGAUGAGAGCUCUCUUACAGGAGAGUCUGACCACGUAGGCAAGUCUGUGGAUAAGGACCCCAUGCUGCUCUCAGGUACCCACGUGAUGGAGGGCUCGGGCAGGAUGCUGGUGACAGCUGUAGGACUCAACUCGCAGACAGGCAUCAUCUUCACCCUGCUGGGUGCUGGAGAACUGGAGGAAGAUGCGAAGGAUAAGAAAGGAAAACAACCUGAUGGAGCUGUGGAGAACAAUCAGAACAAAGCCAAGAAGCAGGAUGGGGGUGUUGCCAUGGAGAUGCAACCUCUGAAAAGUGCAGAGGGAGGGGAGGUAGAGGACAGGGAGAAGAAGAAGACCAACAUUCCGAAGAAAGAGAAGAGUGUGUUGCAGGGCAAGCUCACCAAACUCGCUGUUCAAAUUGGCAAAGCAGGUUUGGUGAUGUCGGCCAUCACCGUCAUCAUUCUGGUGCUGUACUUUGUCAUCAACACGUUUGUCGUUGAAGGUCAGACGUGGUUGGCAGAGUGCACUCCGGUCUACGUCCAGUAUUUUGUCAAGUUCUUCAUCAUUGGUGUCACUGUGCUGGUAGUGGCUGUCCCAGAAGGCUUACCUCUCGCUGUCACCAUCUCUCUGGCUUACUCUGUCAAGAAAAUGAUGAAGGACAACAACCUUGUACGCCACCUGGAUGCAUGCGAAACCAUGGGUAACGCCACGGCCAUCUGCUCCGACAAGACCGGCACCCUCACCACCAACCGCAUGACUGUGGUGCAGAGUCACAUAGGCGACGUGCACCACCGUGUGGUUCCAGACCCUGGACAGAUCAACCCCCGGACACUGGAUCUAUUAGUCAAUGCUAUCGCUAUCAACAGCGCCUACACCUCCAAGAUCUUACCGCCUGAUGUGGAGGGGGGUCUGGCUAAGCAGGUGGGCAACAAGACAGAGUGUGGCCUGCUGGGAUUUGUAUUAGACCUACAGCGGGACUACGCCCCUGUCAGAGAGCAGAUCCCUGAGGAGAGACUGUACAAGGUGUAUACAUUCAACUCAGUGCGUAAAUCCAUGUGUACGGUGAUCAAGCUGCCGGACGGUUCCUUCCGCCUCUACAGCAAAGGAGCCUCUGAGAUCAUGCUGAAGAAGUGUUCCUACAUCCUAGAUGCCAGUGGAGAAUCACGCACUUUCCGCCCACGUGACAGAGAUGAGAUGGUCAAACAGGUGAUUGAGCCAAUGGCGUGUGAGGGGUUGAGGACCAUCUGCAUUGCCUACCGCGACCUGUCGUCUAAUCCGGAGCCAGAUUGGGAGAAUGAAGCAGACAUAAUGACGGAGUUGACCUGCAUCACUGUGGUUGGGAUAGAGGACCCUGUGCGGCCUGAGGUACCUGAUGCCAUCCGUAAGUGUCAGCGUGCAGGCAUCACGGUGCGGAUGGUGACUGGUGAUAACAUUAACACAGCGAGGGCCAUUGCUGCUAAAUGUGGCAUCAUCCACCCUGGGGAUGACUUUAUCUGUAUAGAGGGCAAAGACUUCAACCGACGAAUCAGGAACGAGAAGGGAGAGAUUGAACAGGAACGUAUUGACAAAAUCUGGCCCAAACUUCGUGUUUUGGCUCGAUCCUCGCCAACCGACAAACACACACUGGUCAAAGGCAUCAUCGACAGCACCGUUUUAGAACAGAGGCAGGUUGUCGCAGUAACAGGAGAUGGAACCAAUGACGGACCAGCUUUGAAGAAGGCUGAUGUGGGCUUUGCCAUGGGCAUUGCGGGAACAGACGUGGCCAAAGAAGCGUCUGACAUCAUCCUGACUGAUGACAACUUCAGCAGCAUUGUCAAGGCGGUGAUGUGGGGACGAAAUGUCUACGAUAGCAUCUCCAAGUUCCUGCAGUUCCAGCUCACGGUCAACGUGGUAGCUGUCAUAGUGGCCUUCACUGGGGCCUGCAUCACUCAGGACUCUCCUCUGAAGGCGGUGCAGAUGCUGUGGGUGAAUCUCAUCAUGGACACGUUUGCCUCUCUGGCCCUGGCCACCGAGCCCCCCACCGAGGACCUGUUGCUACGGAAACCCUAUGGUCGGAACAACCCGCUCAUCUCGCUAACCAUGAUGAAGAACAUCCUGGGCCAUGGAGUGUACCAGCUGGUCAUCAUUUUCACCCUACUGUUCUUAGGCGAGCGCAUAUUCAACAUCGACAGCGGCCGCAAUGCUCCGCUCCACUCCCCUCCCUCUGAGCACUACACCAUCAUCUUUAACACCUUUGUCCUCAUGCAACUUUUCAACGAGAUCAACGCUCGCAAGAUCCACGGAGAGAGAAACGUCUUUGACGGCAUAUUUGCCAACCCCAUCUUCUGCACCAUCGUUGUGGGGACCUUUGCUGUGCAGAUCGUGAUCGUGCAGUGGGGAGGGAAGCCCUUCAGCUGUGCCCCUCUCAACAUGGAGCAGUGGCUCUGGUGUCUGUUCGUGGGAGUUGGGGAGCUCCUCUGGGGGCAGGUGAUCGCCACGGUGCCAACGGAGCGGCUGCCAUGCCUGAAGGAGGCGGGGAUGGGCCUGGAGCCCGGGGAUGAUGAAGGGGAGGAGAUGGCGGAGGACGAGGAGGAGAUCGACUGUGCCGAGAGAGAGCUGCGUCGCGGACAGAUCCUCUGGUUCAGAGGCCUCAAUCGCAUCCAGACCCAGAUGGAGGUAGUGAGCACGUUCAAGCGAAGCGGUUCGUUUCAGGGAGCGGUGAGACGGCGCUCCUCCGUGCUCAGUCAGCUCCACGACAUGCGAGUGGUGAAAGCAUUCCGUAGUUCGCUGUACGAGGGCCGGGAGAAACCGGAAUCCCGCAACUCCAUCCACAACUUCAUGGCCCACCCGGAGUUCCUCAUCAACGACCUCAUCCACAACAUCCCGCUGAUCGACGACACUGACGUGGACGACGAAUCAGAGCUCAGCAGAUACCAGCACCUGCACCCGGCCCUCCGCAAGCCACCGCCCCCUCCCGCCCAGCCCCCGCCCCCAGCCCGCUCCCGACCCACCCGCCCCUACCGCCAGUACAGCCUCCCGGUGACCCCGUGCAACCGAAACAACAACAACAACAGCAGCAGCAGCAGCAGCAGCAGCAUCAGUUCAACAGUCACCCACGGCAACAAAAAGAGCACCAAUGCAGUUACCCCCAGCUACUGGAGCCCCCAUCACCACCACCACCACCGCCACCAACACCAUCAUAACCAUCAUGGCAGGGACAGGCCGGUGAGACCCUCCGGCCCUUACCUGGCCCACCUCUACUGCGUGGAGACCUCCUUAUAACUGAGCUGAACGUGGGUCGGGGGGAGAGGAGAAGGGGAAUGGUGACUUGGGGAGGAAAAGGGAGCGGAAGAGAGGGCUGAGGACUCACACAUGACAUUUUUCAUCCAAUCUCCCUACGACAAAGCUAACAGGAGGGAGCGAAGGAUGGGGGAGGUACCAGAGGGAGUGGACAAUGGCUGGAGACUUCUGCUCGCAAACUCCCUGAGAACAUUGCGACUUUACCUCCUUUGCCCUUGCUCCAGCCCUCUCAGUCUGACCCACUGACAACACCACCCCCGACCCCCCCUCCACCCUCGAACCCACCGCCCCACCCCCGUCCGUCUGUUGCCCUCCCUGAACAACCUGCCCAACCCCACCCCGCCUGACUGCGUGCACACUUGUCACACACACACGCACAGGUCUGCUCUCGCUGCGUUGUCCUGAGUGACGGUGGGUUGGGGAGGGAGGGGGACGGACAUCCGAGAAAAAAAACAAAAAACCGACACAUCCUUCAACCCUUCAGCAGAUCAGGGCCAUGUCAGGGCCAGAGGCUGACUCACUCUGUUUCUAUUGGUGUUCAUCAUUAGUGUUGUUGUCACCACCCACCUACCAACCUACCUGCCAUGGCACCAUAGUCACCACCACCACCAUUUAGCUGGCUAGAAUCUACAGCCAACUUUUAAAAUCACUAAUUUGCUUGCAAUACAAGUAAAACGCUUUGUUAAAGCUUUAACUAGACUUCAGUCAAUUCCAUCUUUUUAUUUCUCAACAUAACGGUGCUCAUUCAUUUCUUUUCUUUUUUACAUUUCUUUAUUUUCUCUUUCUCGGAAAUUUCACAUUGAGCUUUUUAAAAAAAACAAAACGUUCUUUUCUUUCAUUGCUCUCUCUCUUCUUUCUAUGUGUGUACGUGUAAUGUCUUGUCUCUUCUGAAAAAAAAAAACCCAACAAAAACAUAACAAAAAUAUAAAUUGCAAACAAAGAUACUGUUCAUUUAAACCUAAUAGUAAAUAGUAUGGCUGCAAAAAAAACAACUAAAGGAGCGGGGAAUACAUAUAUAGAGUAUAUGUAUAUAUCAUUUGAAUGUUCGGGAAGCGACAGCACAGAACUCGUCAUGUUCAUCACUGUUCUUUCUGCCAAUCCUCGAAUGCCGCCCCCCCCCCCAUAAGUCCACAUGACCCCGUUAUCUGUAAUAUUGUCCACCAUGCUAUGAGACGAUACAGUGUGUGGCAUCUCACAUAUACAUACGUUGGCCCACAGUACUUAAUUUACAGCCUCCAGCCAUGUUGAUGAACUGAUGAGUACGCAUUGGGGAUAUUUAUUGACAUCAGUCAGGGCGAGCCCGUGGGUGAGGUCCUCUUCCACUUCAUCUCUGUUACGUGUUCCAUCAUCUUCUCUCUUGCUGUUCCUCAAGACUUUGUCUCGUCUUGUCUCGUCCCUUCUGGUCUUUCAUUGGUGUGUGUGUGUGUGUGUGUGUCGGCUUUUCUUUGGAAGCAUUAACCCUUUAAAUGCCAUCAAACACACAAUGCACAGGCGAUGGCCCUUUAAGACUAACAUGCACUCACUUCGAAACCCGCUCCUGCUCACGUGCCAUUGUGUCGUCUCCAUCAUGUACCGGCGCCCUCUGCAUUCGUUUCUCUGUGGACAAAGAGAUUGUUUCUGUUUGAUCUGUUGGAUGUUCGAUCCAGAAGGGAAGAAAAAAAAAGAAAUCACUGAUGUUGAAAAGCAACCGACCACUCGAGCUAUCAGGCCCACGUCUUAUGUCAGUGUUCAGCUUUAGCUUUAGGCCCAAAGCCCACUCGAUCAGGUACGACCACUGAGAGCUAUGUGUCAAACACUGUGCGUUCCCCAUCAUCGUGAUAUUCAAUUAGUUGAUUGGGACACCUUAAAGGAACACUUCGACAUUUCAGGAAAUACACUUAUUGGCUUUCUUGCUGAGAGUUACGUAAGAAGAUCGAGACCAUUUUCACGUCUAAAUAAAUAAAUGUGCUACAGCAGGUUAGCUUAGCUUAGCAUAAAGACUGGAAACAGCUAACUCGGCACUCUCAAAAGUAAAAACAAACAGAGCACAUCCAAAGCUCACUGAUUAACACAUUAUAUCUCGUUAGUUUAAUCCGUAAAAAAAACACGGUAUCUGCUGGUCUUGAAAAGUUUUUUAAAAAUACAGUAUGAAUUCAAUUCAAUUCCUUAAUAAAAGGCCUCAGGAGGUAUUAAAAAGUCUUGAAAUUCAUUCACAAAAGUCAAAUAUUUUCCCUCGGCUGUCUGGAGACAUACUAUCAUAGGUGCUUAUUAUAUUAGUGGUGCUGGUAGGAGGAUUUUGCUACUUUCAAACAGCCAUAGCUGUUUCCCCCUAUUUUCCUACAUAUAUAUUUAUGCUUUAAGCUAACUGCCUACUGGUUUCGGCUUCACAUUGAAUGGACAGACGUGAGAGUGGUAUCAAUCUUCUCAGCAAAGAAAGCAAAUAAGCAUAUUUCCCAACAUAUUGCAGUAUUGCUUUAAGACAUAUUAUGUUGAAGCUUUCCAAUGUAAAAGAAAAAGGGCAUAACAUGCUGCAUGAGCACACGCCAAACAAAAAAAAAGCAGAAAAAAAAAAAAAAAAAUCAUUUGGACAGCCACCCUCGUGACGACGAGUGCAGCGCUCGUGACAUCACAUUCCACCGUCACCUUGUCGACCUCAACAUUCCAUGGAAACUUACAUUCCAAACAGCCGCAUCACAUUCCAGACCGGGUGUGAGAGUGCCCUCCUGUAUCCCAUGUUGCACUAUGUGUGGGUGAACCGCUGACUUCAUGUUGCCAUCGGAGCGUGACUGCAAUGCAAUGCAAAACCUGGAACUCCCCCUUCCUCUCCCUUACCUCCCUUCCCUCCCAUCAGUUAUCCCCCGUUGACUUCCCUGAGUUAUCAACUGGUCCCACCACCAGAGAAAGGCAAUGGCAGACAAUAUGCAACAGACUGCUAUGUCGACACCUGUACCCAGACGUAGGAUUAGAAGUCUUACAAAGACGACAACACAUGCAAACACAGUGAGAGAACAUGUCCGUCCUGCUAGUUCUGUUUGAGGAUGCGCGCAGGGCUCUCUGGGAACACCCUUACCUGUACAGAACCCUGUCUUCUUGAAUGCUCAUCAUCAUCGCCGCCAUCCUGACCCCAACCUUUGGGAGUGGGCAGGUGGUGACAUUGUAUUGGUCUGUCUGUUUUGAAGCAUGCAUUUGGUAUCAUUAAUGUCACUCUUUAUGUGUUGGUAAAUCAUUUAGGCUACUGUCACUACUGUGUGCUAUAUGAUCUCUCCACAUCUGCUCUCUUCCUCUCUCACACACACACACACGCACGCACACACACACACACACACACACACAUAUCCUGUUCAAUUCCAACGUACUCUAUUUCAGCACCUCUUAGCACAGCUCUAUCAAUGCUUUCUGCAGUAUACAAACACACACAGACAGACACACGCAUACAUACAGACCGAACAACAGGCUGAUACUCUACAGUGGUGUAAAUUUGACUGUCCAGUUCCAGCCAUCUCUGUCCAUCCGUCCAGCCACGUUACAUCAUGAUGUUGUGAGACAGUUUCACAGAAGGCGAAACACAAUGUGAAAAAGAAUAUAUUAUAUUUAUCAAAAUUAUAAAUUGUACAACUACACCACUACUGUACAGAUCGCCCAAAUGUGCACAUGUGCAUCUUUGAUUUACAGGUACUAUGUUCCUGUUACACUUUUUUGGGGGGGAAUGUUUUCUUUCUUUCAAUCCUAUUGCUUUCUGUAAAGAGAGGAACAACAAAAUGGAAGCGCUUGUAUAUUAUUAUGAUUAUUUUAGAUUUUCUCCAUUGGUGCUCCCACUGAUGGAAAAAGACAGUUGCACAUUCUCCUGAGCAUAUUCUAAGGGCUGUGUUUUCUGUCCAUUGAACAGCCCCUGAAGUGUGCAGAGGUGUGGAGAUGCUUAUAGUCUCUUAAGACCAGAGACACCACUCUGUAAAUAGAGAACAGGAGAUACAAAUGUACCUCAUUAUGAUCUAAAGGACUGGAAAAAGUGGAGACCCAGGGAGGAUGGAGAACUGGAGGGUGAUGCAGAGCUAGAGACUGCAGAAGUGCAAUGCAUCCAUGCAUUGUUUAGGCUGCUCUCUUAGAUCUGCUACAAGUAUUUACUGCCAUGUUACGAUGGGAAGAAAUUAACGUUUUACAUUAUUCAUUAUACAUACUGUUGUAAAUAUUGUGUGUGGAAUGGUCCCCCUUCUUGCACAAUGCAGUGCUGUUCUGCAGACAGAAAAUGCAGCCUUAACUGUGCUGAAAUGAAAAAAGACCAAAAAAAGAAAAAAAAAAACAUAAAGACUAUUGAAUAUAUUAAAGAGUUACCUGCCUGUUAUUUAAGCGAAUAAAUAUCUAUAUAUGAGAAAGAACACACCUGUAUACUGUAGACUAAAUCUGUAUGGAAAUCUAAGAGAAUUUAAUGGGAAUUAAGUCCAACACCUUUUGUCUGUAUGAAAGAAAAAAUACAUCAAAGUAUUCUACAAUAAUAACUUUGACAAAGUC